AUGAAGUCCGAAUCAAUUUCAUCAACUCCUCAAGUUAAUUGUUUGGAUCCUCUCGAAUUAAUCGAUUUUACCGAUUACGAAACUGUAUCAUAUCAUUCACCAUCUCUCUCGCCAACUUCCUCAAAGUCACAAUUCGUACCAGCAUCUUCACGAUCAUCUGCAGUAUCAACUCCUACCACAAUACCUUCAUCGAAUCAAACUUUAUCCGGUCCAAGUCAUCAAUACGAUCUUUAUAGACAGCAAACUGGUAUUCCACAAGGAGCCAUCGCAAAUACUUUGGCCGUCAACGAAAACAAUGGUCACAUCAAUAGAUAUAAUUAUCAAGAUCCAACAUACUUUUCCGCCAUGAGUCCAAGUGAGGAAUUUGUGGAUUUUGGAACUGCUCCAUCUCGCACACCAUAUCAUUCAUCGGAUGUGGAAAUGGAUCAAGACCCAGCAUUCUUCUACCCUGAACAAAACUUUGUUGACCCAAGCAAUAUCGCAUCGCAAAACUUACCAGUCGGUAAUGUUUUACCAACACAACCAAGUCAUGUUGGUCGUCUUUGGCCUGGUAUGCAUCAACAACAAGCUGCUCUUGCCAAAGCUCAAGCACAACAAAAGCAACAACAAGCUAUCAUCGCCCAACAACGACAAAAUGCUAUGGCCGCAAAUGGUCAGCACCAAAGACAACCUCAACAGCAACGUUCGAGAGCACAAACUGGUACCGAUCCUAUCGUCGAGGAAAAGAUCUCUCAACUUCUCAACUCGAUGAGACAAAGUAGCGUGGUUACCGAUUGUGAUGAUGCAAAUUCGCAAAACAAUAUGACACAUGUCCACCGUAUGCGCAAGGAAGAAGAAGAUAUGGAUGAGGAUGAAAGAUUAUUGGCUAGUGAGGAAGGAAAGAAACUUAGUAGUAAAGAGAGAAGACAACUUAGAAACAAGGUUUCAGCUCGUGCAUUCAGAUCAAGAAGAAAGGAAUACAUCAGUCAACUCGAAGGAGAAAUCGCCGUCAAGGUUAACGAGAACAUGGAAAUCAAGUCACGAAACCGAGCAUUGAUGGACGAAAAUACACGUUUGUCAGAUCUUACGAGAAUGCUUCUUUCUUCACCGGCAUUCUCUAGCUUCCUCGAUACUUUAUCCUCAAAUCCCGCCACUCAACAAGCCCCACCUGCGGUUCAACAAGCUCCUCUCCACCACGAACAACCCAGACAAGUUCGAAAGGAUGUCAAUCCAUAUGCCGCUCAACAGCACAUGCAACAACAACAACAUAUCGGUAUGGUUAUAAUACCCGAACAACCUAUGGAUUUCACCAUGCUUGAUAUCAACGCCGAUGGAUUUGGUUACCAACCACAAGUAUACUCUGUUCCAUCUCUCCCCGAGACCAUCAUCGAUUCAUCGAUUCUUUCCGGAAAGCCCUCGAACCUUAUCGGUCCAUUAGAAUCCGAUGAUGAUAAAGUGGAACUCCCAAUCGUUGAGCGCAACCCGGUCUAUGAAUUUGUACCAAUAGCUAUUGUUGAGGAAAGUAUCGAUGAGGAAUUCGAUGCCGAUCCAGCAUUCGCUCUUUUCAUUGAAGAAUCCACAUCCACCUCAUCAGCACCCACGUCACUCAACCUCAAUUUCGACAUUGAUUUCUCUACUCUGGGCCUUAAUAAACCUUCGCAUUUCGAAUUCAUCGUUCGUGAUAUCGAAAGCGAAAAGAAUAUCACAACUGAUGCUCUCCAUAGAGCAUCCAAGUUAUGUAAUAACUUGGACUCGGUGAUGGAUAGAUUAGAAGCCAUGUUCCUAUAA
This is a messenger RNA of Sclerotinia borealis F-4128, 1767 nucleotides long. The record is from the annotation of a GenBank genome assembly. NCBI's taxonomy places the organism in Eukaryota, Fungi, Ascomycota, Leotiomycetes, Helotiales, Sclerotiniaceae.